Messenger RNA from Necator americanus (New World hookworm), 930 nucleotides. RefSeq lists its product as uncharacterized. The transcript has a single exon. The record is from RefSeq and is a predicted model, not a curated record. Lineage: Eukaryota; Metazoa; Nematoda; Chromadorea; Rhabditida; Ancylostomatidae. The coding region runs from base 1 to 930 and encodes 309 amino acids.
AUGGAAACGCUCCCGGUUCUAUUGUCGCGGAAGAAGUUUGCCAUUGCAUCUGCGGAAACAAAAUCCAUAUACAAUUCUGUAUGUGUCGCGCGCAGCGCUGGCGACUUCAACCAGGAAAAGCGUCUUAGAAGGAAGCUGCGUCGUCAAUUGCAACAAGACCGCGAUAACGAGUGGACGUCAAGAGCGAUGGAGUUUGAGAAGGCGUGGGAGGACAGGAACCCACGGAAAGUCUAUGCUCUACUGAAACAGUAUAGCAGCAAAAUGAAAAGAUAUUCUCCUGUUCUCAACACUGCCAAUGGAGUAGCUGUCGAUAAAGCAACCCUUCCAAUUCGGAUGAAUCACUUCAAGACUUUGGUGAACCAGGAAGCGCCGACAGCUCUUGAUCUCAAACACGUUCAUAGGCCGACAUAUGCGGUUAACGAAGACCCACCGACCGAGUCGGUGGUUUUGGUCUGUAUUCAAAAAGUGAAGAAUGGAAAAUCUAGUGGAGACGACGGGAUUAUCGCAGAAAUGCUAAAAUAUCUUCCUCCGUCUGGGAUUUCUGAGACGACAAAGAUCAUCCGUUCAAUGCGGAUAGACAAAAGGAUACCUGGUUCGUGGAGACACGCUAUCAUAAUUCCCCUCCACAAGAAGUUAUCCGUCACGGACCCAAGGAAUUAUCGAGGAAUCUCUUUGCUGCGUGUUAUGUACAAGGUACUGGAGCGCAUUAUCCUGAACCGACUCAUUAAACAUCGCGGAGAAGCAACGCGCGACGAGCAAGCUGGCUUUCGUCCUGACCUAUCUACGAUUGACCAAGUGUUCAUCCUCAGGAGAGUGACCGAAAUCUGGCAGUGGUAUUCGAAGCCAAUGCAACUAGCGUUUCUGGACUUUGAAGCCGCGUUCGACUCUCCUCACCGAGGCCGUCUUCUCAACGCGCUCCGCGCCGACUGA